Molecule: messenger RNA, 2028 nt
Organism: Lasiodiplodia theobromae
Lineage: Eukaryota; Fungi; Ascomycota; Dothideomycetes; Botryosphaeriales; Botryosphaeriaceae
Product: Aconitate mitochondrial protein
Exons: 2
Coding region: 1-2028 (675 amino acids)
Biological process (GO): methionyl-tRNA aminoacylation
Cellular component (GO): aminoacyl-tRNA synthetase multienzyme complex; cytosol
Molecular function (GO): methionine-tRNA ligase activity; ATP binding
Source: RefSeq, a predicted model, not a curated record
AUGGCCGCCUCCCAGCCCAUUCUGCCGCAGGAUGGCAAGCGAAAUAUCCUGAUCACUAGCGCUCUGCCCUACGUCAACAACAUCCCCCACUUGGGCAACAUCAUCGGCUCUGUCCUCUCCGCCGAUGUCUUUUCACGUUACUGCAAGGCGCGCGGCUACCCUACCCUCUACGUCUGCGGCUCCGACGAGUACGGCACUGCCACCGAGACCAAGGCCAUCGACGAGGGUCUCACCCCACAGGAGCUGUGCGACAAGUACCACAAGAUCCACGCCGAUGUCUACAAGUGGUUCAACAUCGGCUUUGACAAGUUCGGCCGCACCCCCACCCAGCAGCAGACCGAUAUCGCUCAGGACAUAUUCCUGAAGCUUCACAAGAACGGAUACUUGGAGGAGAAGACGACCGUCCAGCCCUACUGCGAGAAGCACGGCUCUUUCUUGGCCGAUCGCUUCGUCGAGGGCGAGUGCAGCAUUUGCGGCGACCCUGGCGCACGUGGCGACCAGUGCGACAAGUGCGGUAACCUUCUCGACCCGCUCGAGCCCGAGCCCGAGACAAAGGCUCCCACCUCCUCGGACGAGCCCGAGCCGGUCGGCGAGGCCAAGGCCACCGGUUUCCUCAUCAAUCCUCGCUGCAAGCUGGACGGCGCUGCCCCGGUGAAGAGGGAGACAAAGCACGUGUACAUUCGGCUAGACGCAUUGAAGGACCAGAUUGUCGAGUGGUUCAAGGAGGCUAGUGUCGAUGGCAAGUGGUCGUCCAACUGCAUCCAGAUCACCCAGUCGUGGAUCGACAAGGGCUUGAAGCCUCGUGGUAUCACGCGUGACCUGAAAUGGGGCACCGCUGUUCCUCUCCCCGGCUAUGAGGACAAGGUCAUGUAUGUGUGGUUUGAUGCUUGUAUCGGUUACGUCUCCAUAACUGCCACCUACACUGACGAGUGGGAGAAGUGGUGGAGGAACCCGGAGAAUGUCCAGCUCUACCAAUUCAUGGGCAAGGACAACGUUCAGUUCCACACCAUCAUCUUCCCUGGCUCGCAGCUUGGCACCGGCGACAAGUGGACCAAGAUCCACCACUUGUCUACCACCGAGUACUUGAACUAUGAGGACACCAAGUUCUCGAAGUCCAAGGGCGUCGGUGUCUUCGGUAACAACGCCAAGGAUACCGGUAUUCCUUCUGAUGUCUGGAGAUACUACCUGCUCUCGAGACGGCCAGAGACCAGCGAUUCCGAGUUCAAAUGGAAGGACUUCAUUGACGCAAACAACAACGAUCUGCUGAAGAACCUUGGCAACUUCGUCAACCGCGUGGUCAAGUUCGUGGCUGCGAAGUACGACUCCGUUGUUCCCGAUUAUACCAAGUACAAGGACGAGGACCAGUACCUCAAGAAGCAUGAGGAGGCGGUUAAUGAGCUGCUGAAGACUUACACUGGCCACCUCGAGAAUGUCAAGCUGAAGGCUGGUCUCGCGACAGUGCUGCACAUCUCGGCCCUCGGCAACAAGCUGCUGCAGGAUAACAAGCUGGACAACACACUGUUCUCUGAGGAACCGGAGCGCUGCGCCGCUGUCGUUGGUAUGGCUUUGAACCACAUCUACCUUCUCGCCAGCGUCCUGGAGCCUUACAUGCCUGCGACGGCACGCGGUGGCGUCACUGACAAGGGCGAGCCCAUCUCUGGUAUCUUCCAGCAGUUGAACGUUGACCCCGUUCCUCAAAUCCCUGAGCAGUGGGCCACUGGUACCAUCAAGCCUGGUCACAAGAUCGGCAAGGCGGCGUACCUGUUCAGCCAGAUCAAGGCUGAGAAGGAGCAGGAGUGGAGAGAAGCAUAUGGUGGCGAGGAGGCCAGAAAAGCUAAGCAGCUUGAGGCCGAGAAGCGGGCCGCAAAGAAGGCCCAGAAGGAAAAGGACAAGGCCAAGAAGGCGGCUAAGAAGGCCGCCGCCGCCGCCGCAGGUGGUGUUGAGGCAGCGGAGAAGAAGCAGGAGGCUGAUCCCGCUAUUGAGAAGGUCACGGAGGCUAUGAAGAACGCGGAUGUGCACACUUCGUAG